AUGGAAGAGCAAACCCUAAGCCUGUCGCAGCGAACUGUGACGGGCAAGAAAGUCAAGCAGCUUCGCAGGCAGGGCAUCUUGCCUGUCCAUAUGUACGGCAGGGGCAUAGACUCGAUGUCGCUGCAAGGAGUAGCCGGCGACCUGCGCCGCCUGCUGCCGCGAAUCGGCACCAACAUUCCCGUGUCAGUCCAGGUUGAAGGCAAUGAGGGUGAGAAUGUCUGCUUCGUCCGCGAUGUGCAGCGCCACCCCGUAACCGAGGACCUGCUGCACAUCGACUUCAUUCGAGUGGAUGUAACGCAGACCAUCAGCGCCGAAGUGCCUAUCGCUCUCAUCGGCUCCGCGCCUGCCACACAGCAGGGCGGCACACUGCUCCAGCCUCUCACCAGCUUGCUGGUCGAAGCGCUGCCAAUGAACAUCCCCGCGACCGUCGAAGCCGAUGUGAGCGGACUAGACGACUUCGAGAAGUCCAUCAUCGUAAGAGACAUCCCCAUCGCCGACAAUGUCACGGUUCUGACCGACCGAGACGAGUUCGUAGCUCGCGUCAUCCCGCCGCGCGUGGAGACUGAAACCUUCGACGUCUCCGACGAAGAAUUGGACGAAGAAGCUACUGAAGAAGAAGAAGGCGCCGAAGAAUAG
Molecule: messenger RNA, 636 nt
Organism: Geodia barretti
Lineage: Eukaryota; Metazoa; Porifera; Demospongiae; Tetractinellida; Geodiidae
Source: the annotation of a GenBank genome assembly